AUGGAUAUGGAAAUGGGGAUGGUUAACGAUGAACAAUGCCUAGGGCUUGGAGACAGUCAGAAUGUCCAAGUUGAGGGUAUAAGAUGUGCCAAAAGAAGGCGAAGAGAUCCAGCAGUAUCGGUUGCAUUCGACAAUCGAGAUGGUCAUCAGCAACGCAAUGCCGCUGCUACUGCUACUGCUACCACUGUCAAAAGAAGUUCAAGGUUUCGUGGAGUUAGCAGGCAUCGAUGGACUGGGCGAUACGAAGCUCAUUUGUGGGAUAAGCUUUCUUGGAAUAUUUCACAGAAGAAGAAAGGGAAACAAGUUUAUCUUGGAGCUUAUGAUGAAGAAGAAGCUGCUGCAAGAGCUUAUGAUUUAGCUGCACUUAAGUAUUGGGGGACUUCCACUUUCACCAAUUUUCCUAUAUCAGAUUACGCGAAAGAGAUUGAAAUAAUGCAGACUCUCACAAAAGAGGAGUACUUGGCCUCAUUAAGAAGAAAGAGCAGUGGAUUUUCAAGAGGUGUAUCCAAGUAUAGGGGAGUUGCAAGGCACCAUAACAAUGGAAGAUGGGAAGCAAGAAUAGGGAGAGUCUUUGGAAACAAAUAUCUCUAUCUUGGCACUUACAGCACCCAAGAAGAGGCUGCUCGAGCUUACGACAUUGCAGCAAUAGAAUACAGAGGGAUCAAUGCAGUGACCAACUUUGAUUUAAGUACUUAUAUCAGAUGGUUAAAACCUAAUGAAUCACUGCCAAUGGCGGUAGAACCUGAACCAGUGAUAUUACCAAGCCAAGCCAGCACUCCGGGAGAGGAAUCGAAGCCCUCAGUUAACCACUCUUCUACUGCAGAUUACUUGAACUCUUCACCAAAACAAGUUGUUGAAAGCAAGAUCCAUGUGAUGAACUCCAACAAGUGUUCAUCAACUACGGCACUAGGCUUGCUCCUUCGAUCUUCCAUAUUCCGAGAUCUGGUUGAAAAAAAUGUGGCAAAUGUGUGUGAAGAUGAAAGUGGUAGUACUGAUGAAAAUGAAGAGAAGAACAAACACUUAGCAGGUAAUGAUGAUGAGUUCUGUGGGCUGUUUUAUAAUGGAAUCGGUACUGAAUUCCCAUUUUUUCGCUCUUCUAUGAAAGAUACCAUGGAAUUGCAAGAAAGAGGGUCCUCUUUCAUUUAA
Molecule: messenger RNA, 1146 nt
Organism: Gossypium arboreum
Lineage: Eukaryota; Viridiplantae; Streptophyta; Magnoliopsida; Malvales; Malvaceae
Product: AP2-like ethylene-responsive transcription factor At1g16060
Exons: 8
Coding region: 1-1146 (381 amino acids)
Biological process (GO): regulation of DNA-templated transcription
Molecular function (GO): DNA binding; DNA-binding transcription factor activity
Source: RefSeq, a predicted model, not a curated record